AUGGUUCGUCAUAAUAACGAAAUUAGUAACAACCAUUUUCACAAGGAUUGGCAACGAUUCGUCCGAUUGCAUUUCGAUCAACCAAUGCAAAAAAUCAGACGACGCAAUUUACGAGUAAAGAAAGCAAAUCGAUCAGCGCCUAGGCCGAUCAGGAAGCUACGUCCCUUGACGCAUUGUCCUACGAUCAGGUACAACACAAAGAUGCGACUAGGCCGAGGAUUCAAUUACCAGGAAUUGCGAGCUGUCAACUUGCAUCCAAACUACGCUAUGACAAUUGGCAUUUCCGUGGACAAACGCAGGCGGUAUUCCGCAAAUAUAGAAGCCAACGUGAGGAGAUUGAAGAAGUACCUCAGCAAACUGAUCGUUUUGCCUGAUGGAAGGGCGGAAAAAGAGCAACUUGCGAGGACAGCCGAGGAUAUAUUUCCCAAAAGACGUGCUUCUGUUCCAAAAGCCAUGGAUUUGGAAAAAGCCAAGUUGUUGGCUUACGAGACUAAGCAAGUCAGGUUGGAUAUAAAGAAGGAGAAGAAAAGGAAGGCCAAGAAAAACAAGAUCGAGGAUAAUAUUAUUUAA
Messenger RNA from Nicrophorus vespilloides, 570 nucleotides. RefSeq names its product 60S ribosomal protein L13-like. The record is from RefSeq and is a predicted model, not a curated record. Lineage: Eukaryota; Metazoa; Arthropoda; Insecta; Coleoptera; Silphidae. Gene Ontology annotation, cellular component: ribosome; cytosolic large ribosomal subunit. Gene Ontology annotation, biological process: translation. The coding region runs from base 1 to 570 and encodes 189 amino acids. The transcript has a single exon. Gene Ontology annotation, molecular function: RNA binding; structural constituent of ribosome.